This is a messenger RNA of Momordica charantia (bitter melon), 770 nucleotides long. RefSeq lists its product as uncharacterized. Gene Ontology annotation, cellular component: COPII-coated ER to Golgi transport vesicle; endoplasmic reticulum membrane; Golgi membrane. The record is from RefSeq and is a predicted model, not a curated record. Gene Ontology annotation, biological process: endoplasmic reticulum to Golgi vesicle-mediated transport. Lineage: Eukaryota; Viridiplantae; Streptophyta; Magnoliopsida; Cucurbitales; Cucurbitaceae.
UGUAUAAUUUCAGGUUUCUCAUGUUGCUUCCUGCGAUUCACAGACGCAUCAGCCUCCGAUUUCGACCUGCGUUGGCUCUGUCUCUCUCAUCGGCGACUCAAGGCUUCAACCUCUGAUUCAGUCUCCACUUCUGUCGUGGACUCCAGCGGAUGACAACACUUGCUGUACAAGGAAUCCCUAUAGUUGAUAUCCUUUGAAGCUGUGUUUCGAGUAAAUUUGGGCUCGGGUAAAUGGGUUUGUGGACGCUAUUAGAGGGUUGUCUGCUUCUUGCGAAUGCACUAGCAAUACUAAAUGAAGAUCGUUUUCUUGCUCCUCGUGGAUUGAGCUUCUCCGAGUUCUCAGGAGGUAGAACAAAGUCAUUCAAGGGGCAGCUUAUAGGCCUUAUCUACGCAACACAAUAUUUGAGGGUUCCUCUCAUAAUGCUCAAUGCAAUCUGUAUCUUUGUAAAGUUGGUAUCUGGAUGAUGACAAUGGGUUGCAGAGGUGACAUGUCGACUUCAAUUAUGAGAAAGGUUAUCUACCAGAUUGUUCUUGAUUUCUCUGUUGUAAUGUAACAGUGGGCUGCUCUAACUUCUGAAUUUGUUAGAAACAAAUGUUGCACCGUUUACAAAUUCUUUUGGGAGAUUCAUUGUCAAGGUAGGAGGAAAGGAAAGGAGAUAUGUCGGCUUAAUAGGGAUCCUUGGCAUGGUUUGAUAAAUACUUAUUAUAUUUAGGCUUAUUCGUUCUGUACGAUUUUUUAUAGUUAAUAUUGAAAGAACCGUUUGGCAUAUA